This is a messenger RNA of Terrapene triunguis (Three-toed box turtle), 1435 nucleotides long. It is a transcript of the gene CENPH, whose product is annotated as centromere protein H. Bases 68 to 829 code for a protein of 253 amino acids. NCBI's taxonomy places the organism in Eukaryota, Metazoa, Chordata, Testudines, Emydidae. Gene Ontology annotation, molecular function: kinetochore binding. Gene Ontology annotation, cellular component: kinetochore; nucleus. The transcript is spliced from 9 exons. Gene Ontology annotation, biological process: kinetochore assembly; mitotic spindle organization; chromosome segregation. The record is from RefSeq and is a predicted model, not a curated record.
GCGGGCGGUUUGAAGGCGCAACCCGGCGGCAGUUGAGCUGCUGUCGGGCGUUGUUGCUGCCGCCCGGAUGGAGCCGCUGCAGCGAGUGAAGGACGCGUCCAAAGCCCUGGGGAAGCUGGCGGCUCACAGCGCUGCCGCCGGUGGAUCCGUGGAGGCCGGGGCAGCCUCGGGGCUGGGAGCUGCGGCUGGCGAGAAGCUGGACCUGGUGACCCUGCUCCGACUAAGAGAACAAAUAAAACAGCAAUUUAUGGAAUAUAAUACAACAGUUCAUGCAGGUGAAGAAAGCAUUCCAGACCAAGCCAUAGAAGAAAAGCUAAUUGAGGCUGCCACAGAAGAUCUGGAAAGAGAAAUGGAACAAGUGAAAGUCUCCUUUCAAAACAAAACACUGGCGUUACAAAGGAUCCAGCUUAUAGAUGCCCUCAGAACCAAACUGAGACACACUGAUGCUGACUCAAAGUUGAUCUUGGAAACUAUAAAACACAUCAUAAUGCUUAGUACUGCAAUACUUGAAUCUCAGCAGCAAGCACGUGAGUUGGAAGAAAAACUGAAUGAGAUUAAAAAAAGGAGAUUCGCACUAAAGCAAGCUGGAGAACACAAACUGCUACAGAUACACACUCUGAAGAAAAAACAAAAAGAGGAACUAGAGGGUAUGGAAGUAGGUGAAAUGUUAAAGAGAAUAUGUAGAAACUUGCAAAAAGAAACACAGAUGACUACGUUAAUUCAAAAUAUCUUCCAGGGCAUCAUUAUUGGAAGUAAAGUCAACUGGGCAGAGGAUCCAGUUUUGAAGGCAAUUGUUCUACAGCUUGAGAAAAAUGUGAACUGUAUCUGAAUAAGCCACAAGACUCUUUUUUUAAAGCUAUAGUUUUUAUAUAAUAUGCACCAAUAAACCGGAGUUCAACUAGACUGACACAAAUAAUGGUAACAAUAGCAAGACAACUUAAGAGACUUUGAAAACAGGACCUUUCUACAAGUGCAUUUCCUCUGCUAUGGUGAUUCAGAUGUGCAAUUACACAGUGCAAAACUGAAUCAUUAUUUUAAGGACUUAGAUUGUAACAUUACAGUCUGACCUGAGGUAAGUGCAUAGUUGCUCAAUCCCAGGAGCUGUCCAGGGAAAGAACUGCAGCUGUCUAAGUCCUGUCUACCUCCACACCAAGGAGCACAAUGAUCUGCUACUGGCUGGCAUAUUGAAGGGUGGAAACAAGACUCUGCUUUCUUCCCCCAUCUUCCUGCCUGGGAGUGGGAGUAGCAGUCCCCCUGAUGCUGUUCCUCACUGAAGUGUGACUCUCACUGUGGGAUAGCCUGUGCAGGAGAGUAAGGCAGCAUCUCACUCCCCUUAUUCCUCUGCAUCCUUUUCCUAAGGACAUGUCCCAGUACUGCACAUUGUGAAAAUAGUAAUCGUACAAAGGUUGUGUAGUCAUUUACAAAGGCUACCAUU